AGUCGUUUGAUGUCGUCUGCUUUUGUUUUACGCCAAUGCUAUUUUCGAUUUAUAUUUAGAGUGGGAUACAGCCUAACAGAGAAGGAAAAAAAGGAUGAAUCGAGGAACAUUGUCGGACAAGCAGAGUAACGCUAGAACUUUACUCGGAAAGCAACCAGCCCGGACCCUUUUACUCGACGCCUCGCCUCCUUUGCCAGACCACCAGCAGGUAACCAACGACCUAUGUGACAGUUUAGAGAAUGUUCUUUCUGUGGCCUGCAACAUCGGAGGACCAUCCAGGAUGCCCUUGUUCAGUGUGCUGGUACUCACAUCCUACCCAGAGCUGUUGCUUCCUCUGUCCUAUGUGAAGAAUAACUUCGCGAUGCUACAGCAGGCGUGUACUGACCUCAGAGCGGCCAUAAAUGAUGUCAGGGGCCAGACCGUGUCCCAGGCUAGGGAUUGUGUGGUUCAGGGCUUACAGGAGGCGUGUGCACAGUUCCAGAGACAGACUAACAACACAACACAGCCUGGGGGACGACUCUGUAACCAGUUGGAAGUGAUCGUGGUGUCCUGCCGAAAAGCAAAUAUCAUACAGAAACAGAUUGAGGACGCUGUUUCGUCAAUGACUUUGGAUUCUCUCAAGAGAAUUCAAUUGGUUUCAUUAACAAAUCUAGGACACGAUUCAAUUGUCGAUGACCAAUCAGAAGAAUACACAAGUCAGGGAAGUGCCGCGUCCACUAACAGUGGAAUAAGUGGCCUUGUGGAUGUUGUUCAUCUUGAUACAGAUCCACUGUGCUUACAGAAUUUCUUCAGUGCUUGGUUAAUCGACAGCAGCACAGACAGUGAACAUCUGCAUAUUGUUCUUCCAUCGGUAUUUACAGCUAACACUGAUGUUGUCAUUAAGUGUGAUUUACAUGAGAGAAUGAUUAACCCGGCACAGCUACCCUUUCACGGUCAAUUUACCUUGCAUCCUGACUCAGCUAUGAUGAAAACUUUCCCAACAACCAGCAAAGCUCUUGGCAUAACAUUGCCGAUAUUCCGCAUACAGGUGACUGGAUUAAUGAAUGCAAGUUCCAUGUGUGAUUCCAUCGUCUUCGGAAUGCCGAUGAUAGCACAACCUACAGCAUGCUGGAAAAUUGACUGGGAUGACCUGGAAAAGAAUCAACAAACAUUUCGAUGUCUAGUGCAUUUGUUACUGGAAAAAGAAAUGGUAAUGUUGGGUCAGCUUGAGAACGUGCUGCCGAAUACCUCCACAAAACGGCCCCACGGACAGACCGAGGACAAGCCUCAGGGGUGUUUAAUUUUUUUACCUGCUGAAAAUGGAUCUCUGCUUGUGAAAUCGGUGGCAUCUCAGGAGCUAUUGCUACCGUUUGAGACACCUUCCGUCGUUGAUAAUUGGUCAGAUGAUGCCAUUCAGACGUUACGGUCAUCGCUUGAUAAGUUGGAAGUGAUUGACGUUUUCAAUCCACUCCUAUGGCCAUGCCGUCUUUAUGAUUGUUUAAAAUCUAAACAAAAGAAGGCAGAUCCCAGACAGUCAAAAAAGAGACAGGACAUCACGCCGACUCCAGGAUCGGUCUCCAAAUCAUUGGCUGUUCCAAACAUUCAACGAAAUAGGACUUCCGUGUUUAGCCCUGCUGUUUCCGGCCCCAGAUGUUCAAAUCCUCGGAUGAUGCAAUCAAAUACCGACAGGUUUCAACACACAUUUCACGGGAAACCUCUUUUACCAUUCCCGACUGACCUAUGAUGUUUUUAAAUUUUCAUUUUGAUCUUCAUCAUAACGGGGAAUCGUCACAAUUUUUUCGUGCUCAUGUUAUGCCGAAAAACAAUUCGCUGAACUAUUUUUGGUUUUGUGCAAAGGAUUGUAUACAUUUCACUUUAGUUUAUUAGCUUUUGUGAUCAUUCAAGAAAUUCAACCAAUUCUAAUCCAGAGUGUAUGGGAAAAUACGAUUGAUUGGAACGAUAUUUGUAAUGAUGUAAUAAAAGUUAUUUUAAUGUUGCAUUUUUUGAAGUUUGUUAGUUAAUAUGACGUGUUUCAUUUAGAAUCAAUGUAUUUUAAUUAUCGCCGUGGGUUAGAUUAAUCCUGUAAAGUGAUUUACUUGGCAUUUGAAAUUGAUUAAGGAGAUUAAAACCUCAGUCAAUGAACUUUAUUAUAGAAAGAGAAUUAUUCGUCAUUACUGAAUUCGUGUUUCAUGUACAUUUCAAUAAUUAUAAGUGAAGUAUUCAGUUUUAUUUUGAGCUCAGUAGGUGAAGUAUUCGGUUAUAAUUUUGAGCUCAGGAAGUGAAGUAUACAGUUUUAAUUUUGAGCUCAGUAAGUAUUUGACAGUUGUUAUUUUAAAAUUAAUUAUGUAAUAUUUGUUUUUAUUUC
Pecten maximus is the source of this 2344-nucleotide messenger RNA. Its product is annotated as meiosis 1 arrest protein-like. NCBI's taxonomy places the organism in Eukaryota, Metazoa, Mollusca, Bivalvia, Pectinida, Pectinidae. The transcript has 13 exons. The record is from RefSeq and is a predicted model, not a curated record. Gene Ontology annotation, biological process: meiosis I; male meiosis chromosome separation; spermatogenesis. Bases 95 to 1723 code for a protein of 542 amino acids.